Durusdinium trenchii is the source of this 750-nucleotide messenger RNA. The record is from the annotation of a GenBank genome assembly. NCBI's taxonomy places the organism in Eukaryota, Dinophyceae, Suessiales, Symbiodiniaceae.
AUGUGUUUGCGAAGCAUUUCUCUUCUGUCGAAGCUGGUGGUCACUCUGGCUCUGCGUUCGUCCAGCCAAACUGCCUCCCAAGAUGCAACCAUUGAUUCAUACCUGGAGCUUCAUGCUGACUAUUUGAAGACGCUGGAUGCCGAAGAUGCAUCCAUCAUUAGCAAUGUUGCAGAAGUGGAGAGAACAUCUACGCGACCCAUCCUGUACCAUGCUUGCACGGUCUACAUUGCCUUUCUGGCAGCUCUCUACGACAGUCUGCUCUUUGACAGACCUCUGAGUUUCUUUUUGUCUGGGAAUAUGUCCUAUGCCGUGGCCAACCUCACAUGGCGAGUGUUUCAGGGAGCUGCGAAGCUGCCCUCGGUGCCGGAGCCGAACAACUUGACGGAGCGCUCCUUGGGCGCGGCGACGUUGAGCAGCUUCUUGAAACGAGCAGAGGAUACCGGCUUGCUAAAUGGCAACUUUGACCACGUGGUUGGUGUGCGAGAGCGCCUUCUUGCGGCCAAUGUCAAUGCUUUCGGAGGAAAGACGCUGGGUGAAAACACCUGGACCUAUCGAUUUGUCGCCACCUGGUGGACUCCGAUGGGUAUCAGUGGAUUUGUGAGCUUCCUGGAUGAGAUUUUUGAAGCCAUGAACUCCAGUCAAGAGGUCCGGCAGAAGGUGACGAAGCAGGUGUCAGCCAUGGGCUGUCUAUUAAACCAGCAGCAAGCAGUUCGAGCUUCUGAUUGCUUGGCAGAGGACAACAAGAUGUGA